AUGAGUGGGGAUCAGUUGGCGUCCAGGCAAGAUUUCAACCAGCCUACCCCGUUCACCUUUGGAAACCCAAACGCUCAAUCGCCCACACCUAAACAGACUCCCACCUCCGCCACGUUCCCGAGUCCCGUCUUCGAGACCCCCAAACAGCGACAAGGCCACUUUGACGACGCUGGCGGUUGGACGCCUCGCUUUGCAGAGGAAUACUCCGUCUUCAAUACAACCCCCGGCAAUCUUCGAGCUUCUCCGGGCUCCUUCCCCGACUUUUCCACCACUACGUAUCCGCCUUCGGCCACCCUGAAGAGGCCCUUGUCCGCCGAGAGCCUUGCUGCACAGAUAGCAACACAUGCCAACCAUUUCUCGCCCAAUCCCAACCUACCCUUGCCGCCAGUUGCUGCCGCUCAACGACUGCCUUCCUCUCCCAAACCCCCGAACGAAGAACCCGAGCUUCCUGGCCUAAAGGGCGGGCCGCCGAACCCAGAGACCGUAUCGCAGGGCGUGGUGUCAGAAAAGUCCAAAGGCAGGGAGAGCGUCGCGGACCUGAACGGGCAGACGGCCACUCCUCCUCCAUCUUCCCACAAAGGCGGCCGGAAACUGGUUUCAAAGCUCCAGGCCGACAAUAUGCAAAAUGAUCACGGCUACGGCCAGCCAGAUUUUUCCGGGACCCCACAACACCCCAACAUGGCAGCGGCCUUUGUGAACGCCACCGAUAUGUUCGGGUUCCCCUUGACCGGUCCGGCAAAUGGCUCUGCGAGCUUCUGGGAUCCGAGUCCAGACAUGUCAGGAAUGGAUAUCGACUUUUCUUUUGGCCCCAAUGUAUUCCACACCUCGGGUCACCGCCACAUGCCGUCGUUCGACGCUUCGCAAAUGUUCCAGGAGGCAAGUGCUCUGCCACCUCCAAGUAGUCAGGAGAGCUCUCAGCCUACCAAGCGGACUCGGCCUUUGGCUCCCAAGCCUGCCAUGCAUGCUAUUCACUCCGCCUCAGCAGACAUGUCGAUGUCAUCGACCUCGUUCUCGACAUCGGUGGACGACCCCUUUGGCCUCGGGAGCCCGGGCGGAGUUGAUCCGGGCCUGCUGUUUGGCCGACCGUCGUCUUCUAGCAUGAACACCGCCAUUCCCAUGACGCAAGGCUCAGCCCAGUUCGCCUUGGCUGCUGUUGCGGAAUCCCAAUCCAGAGCACCAAUGCACACCGACAUUCGGCGUUCCUUCAGUACGAAGGAGCUGGGUACUGGUAGACCAACCGGCAAUACAUCCAUAAACUCGCCCGCCAAGUCACACAGCCGCUCAAACGGCCUGCAGCGCAGUGUCAGCGAGAACCGAGGGCGCCGCGGAUUGGCAAAGGCAGCUUUGCCCAAACUCGCCCCAGCCAUACAACCAAGACCGCAGGCCACCAACGGGCCAGCAUUUGGCCCGGGCCGGCCACCGAGCCGUCCCUCCGGCAGGACAUCGCCUCUCAAACACCACCAUUCUCGUCCUUCCGGCCUGACCUCGAUACCCGAGGCAACCCCCCCGCGCACGCGGACCGCUGUCAAGUUCACUAUCGAUUCGAAAGGCAGAGCAAGGGCAGAGGCCACAAUGGUGUUGGACGACCCAAUGGCCAGUAACACGCAGAGAAGACCGAUAACCCGGGAGAUGCCACGGAGGGAGAAGAGCUGGGAAUCGGACGACGACGACUCUUCAACAGACGACGAGCCAAUCAUCAUCCCCAGCCGGAAUACCUCUUUUGCACUACCCGACCCUCGAAGACCAUCUUCCGCUUCUGUGUUCCACUCAUCUAGAAGAAGUGUCAGCGAACACAGCUCGAGCAGCCUCGGUGCGUCAGUCUCGCAACAUGACGCCGAGAGUGAAGCGGAGACCAUCAUGCACGAGCCGCAAGGAAAGGGUGGCGACGCAGCAAGCGAACUACGGAAGCUGGUCGAGAACAGGCAGAGGCGAGGGCCGCAGGCCCCGUCCAGCCAAGCGUCACAGCUGUUUGCGCCCGGGAGUUUUCAAGAUAGCCAUGGGGGGCUGGUGUCGCCGACAGCAUUCACCGAAGUCAGCCUUCCGUCUCCAACAAAGGCGACCUAUAACGUUCGGUGCGUUUGUCGGAACGGAGCAAAUAAACAAGGAGAGUACAUGGUUCAAUGCGAAUCUUGCGAAAUGUGGCUUCAUGGUUUGUGCAUCAACAUCUCCAGGCGGACGAUCCCAACUGUAUAUAUCUGUGCUUUCUGUUCGAACACGCCCAACAUGCGGGGUGGUCGGCUGCGCGGCAAUGGCCCGGCGCUGGGUCCAUCAGGGGCAAGCCCUCUGGCUCGCAAAUCAUUCCGGUAA
This is a messenger RNA of Colletotrichum graminicola M1.001, 2307 nucleotides long. Its product is annotated as PHD-finger domain-containing protein. NCBI's taxonomy places the organism in Eukaryota, Fungi, Ascomycota, Sordariomycetes, Glomerellales, Glomerellaceae. The record is from RefSeq and is a predicted model, not a curated record. The transcript has 3 exons. Bases 1 to 2307 code for a protein of 768 amino acids.